GAGAGACAUCGAUAUCGCCAGACCUUGCACAGCUGUAGGCAGCACUACUUGACCAGAGUUUCCUCGAGCAGCAACGGUGGCGGGGGCACAAGCGCUAAUCAUUUGAACACUUGGCACUGGCACUGACUAGCAGCACAAACCAGCAUUUUUUGCGAACACGGCUGUUCGCCAUUUCUGCUGCCACCGAAGGUUCACAACCGGGUGUGUUGAACCGAUACCGCAUCAGCAGUAGGGCAUAACGUUACUCGAGACUUUUUCCGGUCUAUGUGGCACCGAUAGUGGACUUUUAAAGGGUGUCCGCAAGCUAACCAUCCUGAACCCAGACCAGACCGUGCGUCAUCAUCUGUGUGUGAGUAGGAGUGUGAGUGGUGAAAAAACGUUCCUGAUCGUAUAACCGGGUAAACGGGAACCGGGGGUACCGGACACAAUUGGUGUUACAUGUAACUGCUUCCGUAAUCCGCAAAAAGGAACGACCCACCACCUCGAUACCGGCCUAGCCGAUCAGCGCUACACCUUAGGAUGGACAAUACGAAUAGAUCGAAUAAUCGACUACCAGCCAUAGAAGUAUCUCAGCCAGAACCAAAGCGCAGAAGCUGUAAACGCAAGAAUACCUCGGAAUCCCAUGAGCAUGAAGAAUCAGAACAAAUUCAACGAUCAGCUAAGAAGCGUCGAAAUAGCCAGUCGACCCGCACAACACCGGGCGGUGCCGUCGCAUCGACAUCAUCCACCGCAUCCGUCAACCUACUACCUCAUCAUGCUACAACAUCUUUCACGUCCUCCACAACAGCCGCUCCUGCGCUCCCCGCUGGUCCAUCAAUGCCGAGUAUAGCCAGCUCGGCAAGUGUGUCCUCCGUCGGUAGCAACAGAGAUGCCGAUUACACCUCCGACACGCCCGGUUCAUCGGAGUUCUAUGUGAACGACAUCGAUUAUUUCCAUCUCGACAGCCCUGCUACCGUUAGCUCGACCGGGAUGAGUCCCCUCGGACGGUACACCAUUGCAAACGGAGACAGCACAGCCGAUUUGCAUACCAAGCAGGAGCACUCAUCGCUACCCGGUUCGGUUCCGAUGACGCACCCGCAGAUAGAAAUGUAUGGUAAGGCAGCCAGAGUUCGGUUUCGUACUGAGGUGUGGGGCGACAUUAUCACACCUUCACACAAGCAACGUUCCUGUCCGCUUCCAAACUUGACGUGGGCGAAUAAGCAGCAGAUGUGGGAUCUGAUGUGUCGAAAGGACGAAUUGGCGUGGAUAGCGCGGGAACCGACCAUGUUUGAUGGCCAUCCAGGUCUUCAACCCCGAAUGCGUGCGAUCUUGCUCGACUGGCUGAACGAGGUGUGCGAGGUGUAUAAGCUGCAUCGGGAAACGUACUACCUAGCGGUGGACUAUAUCGAUCGGUAUCUAACCUGCAAGAAGGAGCUGAAAAAGUCGCAUCUACAGCUGCUCGGCAUUACCGCACUGUUCAUUGCGGCUAAGGUUGAAGAGAUCUAUCCACCAAAAAUCGGAGAGUUCGCGUACGUUACCGAUGGUGCAUGCACGGACGAGGACAUACUGCGCGAGGAGCUGCUAGUACUGACGGCACUCGAAUGGCGAAUCAACCCCGUGACGGUGAUGGGCUGGUUAGGGAUGUAUAUGCAAGUAAUUGUCAGCAGCCGGGAGGAGAUGUCACACGUGUUGUCGGUGCGGAACGAAUGUCCGUCCGCCAAAUCCCCCUCACGGAAGCGUAAAAUUACGGAUGAAAAUGAGGAUAGUAAUAACAUUAAGAAAAUGAAGGUGGCCCAGAAGUCACCAGCUACCAAGACUGAUGAUGCGUUCAUGUAUCCCCAAUUCUCCGGCAUGGAGUUCGCCCAUACGGCUCAGCUAAUUGACCUGUGCUCGCUGGACGUUGGGUUAACCAAUUUCAAAUAUUCUGUGAUUGCGGCCGCCGCCAUCAGCCAUACGUAUGAUCGGAAAACGGCAGUGCUUGUAUCGGGAUUCAGGUGGGAAGAGAUAGCACCGUGCGCCAGAUGGAUGGAACCAUACUUCCAGGUGAUCUGCGACGAGAAUGCAUCCAGCCCGCUCACCCUACUAGAGUCGAACGAACCAAUCAAGUACUGUCACGGGUUGAAGCACGUCUGCCCUAACCUUGUCUCCGACAGUUCCCACAUCAUCCAAACGCACACAACUUCGCUGGAUAUGCUGGAUUUGGUUAGCAUUAAGAUCGAUCAGAUGGAAUCUUCUGCGCGCAUGGGCCUGCUGGAAGCAUCACCGGCACCGGUCAGCCUCGAGGCGGAGGAUGGCAUCCUAACGCCACCAUCCUCGAAUCGCAAAUCACUGGAAACGCUCGGUGGCGCUAUCACAGCAGUAUCGGUUGUAGCUCCCGAUGUUAUCACUAGCGUUGUAAGGGUCAACGAUUCUAACGCAAUUGGCGCUGGAUGGAGUAACAGUUAGAGAAGAGCAUGCAAAAUUUCCUAUAUUUUCUCUAACAUUUUUAAUCACUCCAGUGUCGAACAGUGUUUAAAUUAUUAUUUACCUUAUCGAUAUAUCGCUGAGCUCCCAUUGAAAUGAGUUUUAAAGCAGGGCAAAGCAAAAUGGAACAAUUCUCUUACUUUCUCAUGUGAAAUCAAUAACUACUCACAAUGCACUAAGAGAUGUAUUUGCAUAUUGGAUGAUAUUUUCGCCCAAACACAAAACAAUGUUCAAAAUGGGACGUCAUUAGAAAGGAAACGCAUUGUAUAUUGAAGAAUCCCUCUACUCCAGCUAAUUACAGUCUAAUUCCUCCAAUGAAAUUCCCAUUAAUAUUUAACAAAUUCAAAAUUGCUUCUAAUAAAUUACUGAUGCAGAAAGAGAAUCCUUCAUGCGGCCCUUAAAUUGCGUCCCUCAUUCCCAUUAACUCACUAGCAGUGCAAUGCAUUUCCAAUUUACACUUUGACAGUCUCGCUUAUUUAACAAACUAAUACUAAUACCCAAAUCGAUAUGUACAAUAUUUAUUCCUUUUGUCCUUUUUUGUACAAUUGUUGUGCCAUUCAUUUCAAGGGAAUGAUGGUGCGUGCGUGCAAAGGGUUUGAAAGCAGAGAUAGAGAUAUGUUCUUAUGUUGCAGGCCUUUGAGUUGGAGAAUUUGUAAAAAAUUGAAGAAAAAAUAAGUGUUACAAUACACAAAUGUGAUAACAGCUCUAUAAUUUAUUCGAUGCUCACCAUUAACCUUCCAUAUGCUUUUUGCUACGAAAGCGUCGUAAAAUGCAGCAUCCUCGUUAGACUAAUGCGAUUUCAUUCAGUACAAAGAAAAAAACCACGCAAUUGUUAUUUUCCAAAGUUUCAUGAAUUAAGUGAAAAAUAUUUUCACUGAAAGAUAUUUAAAAAACAGCAAUAUGAGCACAGCACUUAAAAGGACCACACGAUCUUAUACAAAAACCAGAUCGCUCAAUGCAACAUUAUAACAGUAUAGCACAAAGAAAUCACUGGAAAAUCAAACUCGGUUCUCUAAAUAAUAUUUUGGGGUGUUGUUAUCAAAACUUACUUAUAUACUUUCAUUACCAUUAAUUAAAAGCUACUAGAAUCAAUCCAAGCGAAUUUAAUGGAGCACAAUAUAAGUCAAGAACGGCUAGUAUAUUUAUGAUUCAGUACCAGUUAAUGCCCAUUACUCAUGAAAUGUAAUGGUUGAUUGGGGAAAAUGGUGCAAGUACUAACGCCGGGGACAUAAUAUAUAUUCUACCUAGUGUGUUGAAUAUAACAGUAUAAGACUAAUAUGGCAUGCAUUUUACAUAGUUACAUAGUUAAAAAAUAUUAUGAACAUGUAUAUUCUGCCGUUGUUAUAAGAAGCGUCUCCUAAAAUAUCCAAUUAUAGCACAAUAACCGCUGGGACAAAGCAUCCGCAUGUUGCAAUAGUACAGCGGAUGUACGCCUCACAAUGAACUGUAGAUAAACACGACAGACUGUUACAAGGACUCACAAUGCGCUUGUAGAGAAAAUGUUAAAAUUUUGGAUUAAUUUACUGGAUACAGCAGUAUUUGGCUAGCUUUGUUUAACAUCCUAAUAAAAACCCCCGAUGAAACUGCCAAACGCUGAUUAUAGGUUAAAAAUGUAAAUGUUUGAUUAGUUUAAUUGACAGCUUUCGAGAAGCUUUUGUACAUAUAGCCUUGGCACAUCAUUUUAUGAAGGAAAUGGCAAUAAUACCAUGAAAUGAUUUCUUAGGUUUAAGAUAAGCAU
Molecule: messenger RNA, 4180 nt
Organism: Anopheles moucheti
Lineage: Eukaryota; Metazoa; Arthropoda; Insecta; Diptera; Culicidae
Product: G1/S-specific cyclin-E
Exons: 7
Coding region: 520-2424 (634 amino acids)
Biological process (GO): G1/S transition of mitotic cell cycle; regulation of cyclin-dependent protein serine/threonine kinase activity
Cellular component (GO): centrosome; cytoplasm; nucleus
Molecular function (GO): cyclin-dependent protein serine/threonine kinase regulator activity
Source: RefSeq, a predicted model, not a curated record